Molecule: messenger RNA, 450 nt
Organism: Monosiga brevicollis MX1
Lineage: Eukaryota; Choanoflagellata; Craspedida; Salpingoecidae
Exons: 2
Coding region: 1-450 (149 amino acids)
Cellular component (GO): nucleosome
Molecular function (GO): protein heterodimerization activity; structural constituent of chromatin; DNA binding
Source: RefSeq, a predicted model, not a curated record
AUGUGCGUUUUGCUUUACGCGCUGACCCUCGCCCUGUGUGCCUCUUUGAUGGAACUCAUGCCCUCGGUUGGAUUUGCCAUUGCAGCACAACGCAAUGCCUCCACGGCGCGCACCGCGGGUGGUGGGACCCGCCAAACCCGUCACCGGUUUCGGCCAGGGACUGUGGCCCUGCGUGAGAUUCGGCGAUACCAAAAGUCAACAAACCUAUUGAUCCGCAAACUGCCCUUUGCGCGCGUUGUGCGCGAGGUGGCCCAAGACUUUUAUCACACUGCCCCGCUCCGGUGGCAAGCCAAGGCCAUUGAGGCACUGCAAGAGGCUGCCGAAGCCUACAUUGUUCGCCUCUUGGAGGACGGCAAUCUUUGCGCCAUCCAUGCCAAGCGUGUGACGCUCAUGGUCAGGGACAUUCAGCUGGCGCGUCGCAUCCGUGGCGUCAAGGAUGGUCUCGGUUAG